This is a messenger RNA of Ambispora gerdemannii, 327 nucleotides long. The record is from the annotation of a GenBank genome assembly. Lineage: Eukaryota; Fungi; Glomeromycota; Glomeromycetes; Archaeosporales; Ambisporaceae.
AUGGUAGGACUAGGUGGACUUGAACCACCGACCUCACCCUUAUCGGGGGUGCUUAAUACCUAUCAACCGAAAUUAGUUAAAAUCACUGGGAUAUUAACCUCCCGAAUUGAGAAAAAACCCAGCAGUGAUAUUCCCGCUUAUGGCUUUUUUAAAUUAGAAGGAGGCGAAUGUGCCGAACCCGAGGAUAAAGCCAUUCCCAUCGACCAAGAAUUUUUACCCCGAGAACAGCAUGAUUUCCGAGAUUUAAAAUUAGCCGAAGAAAAGAAAACUAAAAAAGAUAAUUCGGGUGUUUUGGAGAUAGUCAAGGAUGAAAAAGGAGUAGAAUGA